Molecule: messenger RNA, 3320 nt
Organism: Panicum virgatum (switchgrass)
Lineage: Eukaryota; Viridiplantae; Streptophyta; Magnoliopsida; Poales; Poaceae
Product: putative potassium transporter 12
Exons: 11
Coding region: 1292-3022 (576 amino acids)
Biological process (GO): potassium ion transmembrane transport
Cellular component (GO): membrane
Molecular function (GO): potassium ion transmembrane transporter activity
Source: RefSeq, a predicted model, not a curated record
UGCAGAGAGCAGGCUGCUCUCUCUCUCUCCACCAUAAAUCAUUCCUCCUCAACCUAGACCCUGCUGUAUUGCCGUGCUUUUGACAAUUGGAGGGCGGCCUACAUAGCUGCUUAUCCCCCGGGUGGCGACUGUAGCAACAAAACUUUUAUCUUGCGGGGUUUUGGGGGUGGCGGAAGAUUGGGUUUUUCUUGGCUCUGGAAAUCUGUCCAGAUGUGCGGAUUUGGUGUGGAAUUGCAGUGAGAAGGCCAAAGAGCUGUUCCGGUGCUAAAUUUGGGAAGUUCAGGGAUUCCAUUUUCGGUUGAUGCGAAUGGGAAGUCACUUUCGGCCGAUGGGGAGCUCUCAGGUGUGAAGGUUUUGAGGUGGGAUUACGACCUGAAGGUUGAAGGAGAUGCUAAUGGCGUCGAUAUCGGAUAGCGAGGCGACCAACCGGGGAAGCAUGUGGGAGCUGGAUCAGAACCUUGAUCAGCCCAUGGAUGAGGAGGCUAGUCAGCUGAAGAACAUGUACAUAGAAAAGAAGUUUUCAUCAAUUUUGUUACUGCGGCUCGCGUUUCAGAGCCUUGGCGUAGUAUUUGGUGAUUUAGGUACAUCACCAUUGUAUGUUUUCUACAAUAUCUUUCCACAUGGGGUUGAUGAUGAUGAAGAUGUUAUUGGAGCUCUGUCCUUGAUCAUUUACACACUUACCCUCAUCCCUCUGAUGAAGUACGUUUUUGUUGUCUUGCGAGCCAAUGAUAAUGGUCAAGGUAAGAUAUCACAUUCUUGUAAUCUUACCGUUUGUCGGCUGUUAUGAUUCAUUUGACAUUUGCAAGAAUUAUGAGUGCUGUUGUCAAUGGUAAAAGUAUGAGCUGAUAGUUCGCAUAGGUUCUGCAAUUUUACCAUGUGGUUUGGUUGUGUGAUGGAUUUGUAUCAAGUAUCAACAUGUUCUAAUAUGAGAUGCCGGAGUGAUUGGUAGCCAACAAUUUACUAAUCAUGAAAUUUGUAGAAGGUGAAGCUUCAAGAUCAUUUUGCUUUGUGCUCAGACAAGAAAUACUUUUGCAAUUGGAAUUUGUUUCCACAAACGUUCAGACAAUAUAUUUUUCUGUUUAUUGACAGGUGGCACAUUUGCUCUUUAUUCUCUACUGUGCCGGCAUGCAAAGCAAAAGUGAAGAGAUGGCUAGAGGGACAUGCAUAUAAAAAGAAUUGUCUUCUUAUUCUCGUUCUCAUUGGUACAUGUACCGCCAUUGGAGAUGGAAUCCUUACUCCUGCUAUAUCAGUUCUCUCUGCAUCAGGUGGAAUAAGGGUUCAGAACCAGAACAUGAGCACAGAUGUGGUUGUAAUUGUUGCUGUGGUCAUAUUAAUUGGCUUAUUCUGCAUGCAACACUAUGGGACAGAUAAAGUUGGGUGGCUCUUUGCACCUCUAGUGCUCCUUUGGUUUAUUCUAAUUGGAAGUGUUGGGGUAGUGAACAUACACAAGUACAACAGUUCUGUUCUAAAAGCAUAUAAUCCAGUCUACAUCUUCCGGUAUUUCAAACGAGGGAAAUCUGAGAUUUGGGCAUCUCUUGGAGGGGUCAUGCUUAGCAUCACAGGAACUGAAGCAUUGUAUGCUGAUCUCUGUCACUUCCCUGUAUUGGCUAUUCAGAUCGCCUUCACCUUAGUGGUGUUCCCAUGCCUUCUACUGGCAUACACUGGGCAGGCUGCUUACAUUAUUGACCACAAGGACCAUGUAGCUGAUGCUUUCUAUCGCUCCAUCCCAGGACCCAUAUACUGGCCAGCCUUCAUCAUAGCAACUCUUGCAGCUGUAGUCGCAAGUCAAGCAACCAUAUCUGCUACUUACUCAAUAAUAAAGCAAGCUCUUGCACUGGGUUGUUUCCCCCGUGUCAAUGUUGUCCAUACCUCAAAGAAAUUUCUGGGGCAGAUUUACAUCCCUGACAUCAACUGGAUACUUAUGAUUCUUUGCAUUGCUGUGACUGCUGGAUUCAAGAACCAAAGCCAGAUAGGAAAUGCAUAUGGCACUGCGGUGGUGAUUGUUAUGCUAGUUACAACAUUCCUUAUGGUCCCAGUUAUGCUGCUUGUAUGGAAGAGCCACUGGAUUCUUGUUGUCAUCUUCCUAGUGCUCUCCUUGACGGUUGAGCUCCCAUACUUCACAGCCUGCAUUAAUAAAGUGGACCAAGGUGGAUGGGUUCCCCUAGUCAUCGCCAUAACCUUCUUCAUCAUCAUGUACGUGUGGCAUUUCUGCACCGUGAAGCGCUAUGAAUUUGAGAUGCACAGCAAGGUCUCUAUGGCCUGGAUUCUGGGACUAGGGCCAAGCCUUGGCCUUGUCAGGGUCCCUGGAAUAGGCUUUGUGUAUACCGAGCUUGCAAGUGGUGUCCCACAUAUCUUCUCCCAUUUCAUCACCAACCUCCCUGCCAUCCAUUCGGUUGUUGUCUUUGCCUGUGUGAAGUACCUGCCGGUAUAUACAGUCCCUGUUGAAGAACGGUUCAUCAUGAAGAGGAUUGGGCCAAAGAACUAUCACAUGUUCCGCUGUGUCGCAAGGUAUGGAUACAAGGACAUCCACAAGAAAGACGAAGACUUUGAGAAGAUGCUCCUCGACAGGCUCUUGGUCUUUGUCAGACUAGAGAGCAUGAUGGAUGGCUACUCCGACUCUGAGGAUUUCACCAUGAUGGAGCAGAAGGGUGAGAGGUCCACCAGAGCACUGCUGACUGAGAAGGCUGGAAGCAACACAAUGAGCUCGAUUGGUGACAUGAGCUACUCAUCACAUGACUCCAUCAUGCCGGCCAAAUCACCUUUGACAGGGAACAGCCUGACAAGGUACUCGAGCCAGACAUUCGGCGACGAGCAGGAGUUCCUGAACCGGUGCAAGGACGCUGGUGUCGUGCACAUCCUCGGGAACACGGUCGUGCAGGCACGCAGAGAUUCGGGGAUCGUCAAGAAGGUGGCUGUGAAUUAUGUGUACGCCUUCCUUAGGAAGCUGUGCAGGGAGAACAGUGUGAUCUUCAAUGUUCCUCAUGAAAGCCUUCUGAAUGUAGGCCAGAUAUAUUACAUAUGAACACUUUGUUUGUUCUUUUGAUCGGGUUCAGAAGUGAGUAGUUCUGAGCUGCUGCAAUCUGUAGGGCAGGUACAUGAUCAGUCCUAGAGUAAAUGUUCAUUAGUUAGUUUCGUGCCUUUCUCAGGUAUUGCUGAUGUUGCUGGUGGCAUAUUCUACAUGAGGUUUGUGGGCUGCAUCCAAUUGCCAUUUUUCCUUAGUAAGGCGAAUGGGUUUUGCUUAACAUGAUGUCAACAAUUGCUGCUGCAUACAUCAUGUAACUGUCAGGCUGAGAAAAAUGUAAUCUGCUGGUAUUUCUUCA